UGGUGCUCCACUGCUGCAGGUGGUGGAACUCUACUGACCCUGUGUCUUUGGAACAUGUCAUUUGAUAGCAUGAAGUUUGGCAGGAAGAGGAAGUGAUUUGUGGGAGCUAAUGACUUUAUGUGUUAUCAAAAACAAACAAACAAAAAUAAACCUUAGUUUAUAGAGCCACAAAACCAUACAAAAAAAUGAACAAACUGGCUUAGAAAACACUUUAGAAAAACCAGAUGUUCCAGAUUCUCAAUCAAAGAAAGCCAGAAUAUGAUGGAUCUCAAUGCUCUCCAGAUUUGUGUACCUGAUGCACUGAGAAGGAUUAUGGAUUCCCAUGACAGCAAUAAAAUACAACUAUACUAGGUGCAUGUAAAUGCCUUUUCCCUGUGUUCUCUCUCUCAACACUUGUACCCACCACACACACACAAACACACACACAUAACCACUGGCUGGCAAAGAAAAUUAGGAAUCUGUUGGCAACAUCUUUUAAAAACACAAAUAUGUUCUUUUUAAAAUUUCCUUAAAAAUCUGUAGGUAAAAUGGAGAGUCUAAAAGAGUGUGAUAGUUUCUUUCUGGACUAUUUGACUUCCUCAGGCCUAUAUAGGUAGAAUCACCAGGGCAAGGGCUUGGCGGUUAUAACUGUAUCUAAAUUUGAGACAAGUGCCCUUAACAAAAGGAUUGAUUUUAGCAACUAGAGCAUAAGAGAAUCUUAUAGGUUGGUUGAGGUAGUGGAGAACAGAAGCAUAUUUCUGGGCCAAAAUUUCUUCCCCUUCACACGCAAGCUUCUUGUUUACUCCUUUUCUGUGUAUAUGUGACUCAGAAUACAAAAAAAAAAAAAAAAACCUGAGAGGUUGUAGAAAUGGUUAGAGUGACAGAAAGCAAGUGCAUUCUGAAAACAUUAGUUUGCCCUCUCUGUUUCUGCUGUCAAAAUUAUUUCAUCUUCGGUAUAUGUUUGCUCUUUCCGUGAUGUUGGAAACUCCAGUUUCUUCCAGAUGAAAACAUACAUGUACACACACACACACACACAAAUGACUUUUCAUCAUGAGCAAAAUUAUUAGACGACAUUCUUAUAAGUUGUAGAGAAGGAACAGUGUUCCAUGCACCCACCUGUCAGGUUCUUUCGCUGUGCCUUUCUCUCAGGCCCUUUGAGGCCUUAUGGGAACCUUCAAAUCUAGGCAAUCUCUGACUUUGCUUACUUCUGGGCGCCGACUGAUCCAUUUCCUUCUCAGUGCUUCCUGGCUCCUUCCAGCUAGUGAAACAGCAGGGCCUGACUUUGUGUGUAUGUAGUUCAAACUUUUUAUAUUUUUACUGCCCGUAAAGUCAAUGAUUACUACAUUCAGAUCAUAUCCUUGGACUUAUUUUUCUUCCCAGAGACAGGAGUGAGCCUCCCCUGUUUCUCCUUGCCAUACCCAUUCAGGACUACCGCCGGCUCCCAGCAGCACCACUGACUGAAAAUGAAAACUGGAAAAAGGGAUUAAGUAAUGAGAUAUUCUAACAAGUAUUUGUACAACCUGGUACAGAAAUGAUUCCCCUAAAAGACGUACUGAGAAAAGACCUGAAGAUGGUCCAUGGCUAUCCCAUGGUCUAUGCUUUUGCAAAAAACUGGGAAAAAACUAAACAGUUCCGCAGCAGGCCAGAUGACAUCGUGAUAGUCACUUAUCCCAAAUCAGGUACCACUUGGGUUAGUGAAAUUGCGGACAUGGUUCUAAAUGGUGGAGAUGUUGAAAAAUGUAAGCGAGAUUUUAUAACUGCUAAAGUUCCAAUGUUGGAAAUGGCUCUCUCUGAACUAAGAACUUCAGGUAUAGAACAAUUAGAGAAGAAUCCAUCACCCCGCCUUGUGAAGACACAUCUACCAAUUGAUCUCCUUCCUAAGUCUUUCUGGGAGAACAACUGCAAGAUGAUUUAUCUGGCUCGAAAUGCCAAGGAUGUUGCAGUCUCAUAUUACCACUUUGACUUAAUGAAUAAUAUGGAACCUUUUCCUGGCACCUGGGAAGACUAUCUCGAGAGAUUCUUGACUGGAAAUGUGGCCUAUGGUUCCUGGUUUAAUCAUGUUAAGAGCUGGUGGAAGAAAAAGGAAGAACAUCCAAUACUUUUCUUGCACUAUGAAGAUAUGAAAGAGAAUCCAAAGCAGGAAAUCAAGAAGAUUGUUAGAUUUCUAGAGAAGGAUCUGAAUGAUGACAUUUUGGAUAAGAUCAUCCACCAUACCUCAUUUGAAAUGAUGAAGGACAACCCUCUGGUGAAUUAUACACAUCUACCAACUACAGUGAUGGAUCACAGCAAAUCCUCCUUUAUGCGCAAAGGGAUUGCGGGUGACUGGAAGAAUCACUUCACAGUGGCCCAAAAUGAGAAAUUUGAUGCCAUUUAUAAGAAGGAAAUGUCUGGAAUUGCACUUCAGUUCCGCACAGAGAUCUAAAGAGCCUAAGCUGCAAAUCUGAAGACAGAAGAACUCAUCUGUAAUUUUUUGAAACAGGGCAGUUGUGACUUGACUUGGGCAAUCAAAUGGAUUCAUAAAGGAGAAAAUCUGCUUUUAAAACUUUGAUUUUUUUGGUGUCGUUAAUUUAGGUGCCAGUUUUGCUCCUGACUCUGAGCUUCCAAAUUCCCUAAAGUUGGGGCCAAUUGCUACCCUUUUGUAGGUUAUUCCUGCCGUUUCCUAGACAAGAGAGAAAGUAUUUAUCCUACUCAAUCUCCAUAUAUUACGACUUAAAAUUAAGUUCCCCUCCCUAUUAACAUGGCCCAAGAAAUACUGUUCUCACACUGACAAUGUGUUUCCUAGCUCUGCCCAGUUUCCAUUGGCUAAAAUCUUGACCCAGGACACUCUGUUCCACCACUGUCUCUUGGGUUUCAUGUUGCUCCCUGAGUCAUAGCUCAUCUUCUUGCAGUGUUUCUACUUGGAUAACGUGGUUCAUGUUCCAGAUCAUGUGGUUCAGGUUUUAGAAAUGUUGUUUCUAUGCCUAAUUUUGAGAAUAUCCAAAUUUUUCGUUGCUGAGUAUAUAAUUUCUGAGUCUCCAAAGGUGAAAGGCCUACAUUAAUCUCUCUCCAGCUCUUCCCUGGGAACUGGAGCUCUGCUCUGAGAGCCUGGACUGAGGGCUGGAACCUGUUUCCUGUGAAGAGUCCUUCCAGAUCUCAACAGCCUCUUCUGAACUUCGGAGAAUCGCCUAUUGCCAUGCUCUGGUCACCAUUUGGGAACUUCAGUUACUUCAUCUUGUGUCUAAACAGAUUUGUAUCUCCUAACAGCACCUUCAAUACCCCAGAUAAGAUCAUGGUUGCUGCUAAAAUUUCCCAAUCUGGUGCCUAAGGGAGACUCUCUGGGAUGAAUCCCCUCGAUGCCCUCCAGACCCAAGGUCCCUUCUAUCUGCUGUUCCACAUGCAUGCCUACCAACCUGGGCUCUUUGAUUAAUGUUUCCUUGGAACAUUUGUUUCUCAACUCCAGCUUUGCCUUACAUGUGAUUAUUUAUAUCUCCAUGUGCAGCCACAUCUUGUGCCUGCAGAUCAUAUUGGCCUGUGCCAAGUUACAUGCCAAGCCUAAGUUUGCAAACUCAAGGUUUGUUAGAAUGUCCUGGGCCCUUACUUGUUCUAGAGAAGAGUUCUGACACAUUAUAGACCCCCUGAGCCAUAACUGAGAUAGCUAUGAUAAUUUGGGGUACAAUAUUUUGCCGUCUCAGAUGAAUUUCUGCUGUCCCCCUCUGCAGCUGGAAUAGCUCCUCAAGCCUGUAAUGUCUCUCUUCCCCAACCCCAGAAGGGGAUUGAUCUGAUGCCAACUGCAAAUCUCCUAGCAGUGGUAUAUCUAUGAUUCUGAGAUAGUUGUUUUGAUAGGUUUAUUGUAAUAUGUAUUAUACAUUAUUUCAGAGUAUGAAACUUGUGUGUAUGUCCCUUAGAAAAUAUUUAGUAAUAGUUAAUCUUGAAUAUUUAGGGAUAUUGUGAACUAGUUCCAGCUUUCUAGAAUAUUCUUACCAAUAGGGAAGUAAAGGCAAUCAUGUAUCUAUUUGCUUUAUUGUCUUUAUUUAUAAUAAAUUAAUGUGGUAUG
Messenger RNA from Diceros bicornis minor, 4012 nucleotides. It is a transcript of the gene SULT1B1, whose product is annotated as sulfotransferase family 1B member 1. The coding region runs from base 1511 to 2401 and encodes 296 amino acids. Gene Ontology annotation, biological process: sulfation. Lineage: Eukaryota; Metazoa; Chordata; Mammalia; Perissodactyla; Rhinocerotidae. Gene Ontology annotation, molecular function: sulfotransferase activity. The record is from RefSeq and is a predicted model, not a curated record. The transcript has 8 exons. Gene Ontology annotation, cellular component: cytoplasm.